This is a messenger RNA of Mytilus trossulus (common blue mussel), 1950 nucleotides long. Its product is annotated as probable serine/threonine-protein kinase pats1. The transcript is spliced from 6 exons. NCBI's taxonomy places the organism in Eukaryota, Metazoa, Mollusca, Bivalvia, Mytilida, Mytilidae. The record is from RefSeq and is a predicted model, not a curated record. The coding region runs from base 1 to 1950 and encodes 649 amino acids.
AUGUCUGUUCAAGAAAGAGAUGAGUUUCUAAAAGCAGCAAAGUCCGGAACAACAAUACGGUAUGAUUGUAGAGUUAUGAUCGUAGGCGAAAAUGGAGUUGGAAAGACAUGUUUAUUGCGGAGAUUGAUGAAUGAAAAGAUAGAUGAUGUGCUAAGCACAGAUGGAAUCAAUAUAUUAAGAAGGAAAUGCCAGAUUAAUAUACAGUCUGGUGAAUGGCAAUUUCCUACCGAAGGAAAGAUUACCAAGGGUGUUACCAAGGGUGUUACCAAGGGUGUUACCAAGGAUGGUCAAGAACUACAACUUUCUUCGUCUGGUCAAAGCGAAGAAUUUGCAGACUGUGGUUUUUGGGAUUUUGCAGGACAAAAGGAAUUCUAUGCAACACACCAGACCUUUCUCUGUACAAAUGCUGUUUACCUCUUGGUUGUAGAUAUAUCCAGAGAUUUCAAGACUAAAACAUUUAAUAAUAUGAUAGAAAAAGAAUUCAAUAACGUUGGAGAAUAUAUUGACUUCUGGCUUGAUAACAUACACUGCUAUAGUAUAGACGAUACGAAUAUGUCAAGGCACUACAAUGAAGAUGGCUUAAUAAAUCCACCUGUCAUAAUAGUUUGUACAGGGAUCGACAAAAUCAAAGAGUCAGAGAGAGACAAUAGGAUACAACUAUUUCAAGAUCAUCUGAAUGAAGAUCUUAAUGUUAAUGAUAAACGCAGACAUAUUCGAAAAGUACAUAUCUUAUCAAACAAAUUUCCAAAAGAUUAUGUACAGGAAUUUCAAAGGCUACGCGAAAAUAUUUUUUCUGAGGCCAAGGCUUUAGAUAAUUGGGGAGACCAGCUUCCAACCCGAUGGAUAGUUCUAGAAAAGGAAAUGUACAUGAGAAAAGAGAAACACGUCCUUACGUAUACUGAUGCUAAAGAAUUGGCAAAGGAAUGUGCAUUUCCUGAUGUCGCAAAAACAACUUCUGAACUCGAAUCUUUUCUCAAGUAUGAACACGAUAUUGGAAAUAUCAUAUUUUUUAAAGACCUAAAUAAUUUCAUAGUAUUAGAUCCGGAAUGGUUGGCAAACGUAUUUAGAUGUUUCGUCUCACAUCAAUAUAAAGAUGAGUUAAUUGGUAUGCCAGAAUGGGCAAUUCUUACAAAAACAGGCAUGUUGAAAGAAAACUUGAUCAAUACGUUAUUAAAAAAACUUCCGAGUUUGACGUCAACAGAGCAUAAAGUAUUUAUACUAAAAUUAAUGGAAAAAUUUGACAUCAUUGUACGACCGAAAAAUGAUGAAUACAAACAACAUAUGUAUAUGCCAUGCAUGAUCAAACCUAUGCCUUUCAAAGACAUUUAUGGAAAGAAUAAUAUUGAAAAUUGCAAAUAUUCCUCUUGGUUUUGUCUUGUAUUCAACUUUUUACCACCGUCAUAUUUUAAUCAUAUUUUAGUUAGCUUUGUGAAAAGCAAACAGUUAGUUUUUGAUGAAAAAGAUAAGAAGCUGGGUAUAUAUCGCAAUAUUGGAAUUUUUAAUCUAAAUGACACUGGUAGUGAAAUACUUGUCAUUUGCCUCUCAAAAAAUUUAAUUGCUAUGCAAGUAAGACAGUUGAAAAAUGAAGAUGUUUGUUAUAGUUACGUAAAAAAACAACUGAUAAGUGUUGUUGAUUCAAUUAAGCAAAGAUAUCGAAUUAAUGUAUUCUACAAAAUACGAUUUAAAUGUCAAGAUGGAAGUCUAUUAGAUAAUAAUGGAAUUGGUUAUGAUGAAGCAAUAGAAAAAAAUGAAUAUCGAUGUACAGAUCAUGACGAAAUGCAUUCUAGCAAAGACAUAUACAGAUCUUGGUUAAAGAAACCUAAAACAGGGAUUAUGCCCCUUACAAAAAGGUCAAAUCUCUUCGGUCAAAAUGUAACAAAGUUGCGCCUGAAUGACCCAAAUAUUUUCCACUAUACAACACUUCUGAAAGUAUUAAGGUUGCUGAGAUGA